AUGCGCUUACGGAAUUCUAUCGCACUCGUAUGGCCGACCUACGCAGUCGCCUCUAUCCACCUUGCAGCACAGGCCUCCUCUUGUGUCCUAGAUUAUACAUCAAUACUUCCGAGACCGAUUGAAGUAUCCAUAUCAGCCGAGUAUGGAGAGUUCAUACGCACCAUGGGUAGCGGCUCAUCCGCUACAGUCUCAACCUACCGUCGUUAUGCAGAUAAUAAAACAGUGGCUAUCAAGGAAUACAGAUUGCCCUCAUGCACCACCGACGAGACUCAAGAAACCAAGUUGGAGUACCAUCUAGGGGCUAUGGUCUCGAACAUAUCUUCGAUGACACCAACUCUGGAUUUACUCCAUUUUUCUUCGGCAUGCCAAUGCCUUAUGGACCUCCGCCUCACUUUAGGCCCACAAGAGCUCGUCGACAUCAUAUUGAGCCUCGAGGUGGGCAUACAUGCCAUGCACAGUCUCGGUAUCUCACAUGGCGACAUCAAGCUCGAAAAUGUACUCCUGACAUCGGAUCAAAAACCUAAGCUGAUUGACUUCGGAAGUGCGACGUUCCAUCGCUGCAGAGUUGAUGCUCUAGAAGCCGAGACCAACGUGGCGCCAGGCGAUUAUGGCACACCAGCGUAUCUCCCACCCGAAGUUUUCACCUCGUUGGAGUAUGACAGGGCGAAGGCGGAUCUAUGGGCUUUGGGCGUGUUGGCAUACGUUCUGUUCGCAGGAAGAAUGCCGUGGAAGUUGGCCAGUCUAAGAGACUCGAGUUGGCGGGAAGUCUUGGGCAUCGAGGUUACAGACAGCCAUUGGUGUGUAGCUCCCAAGUCCAUUGUGACUCAUGCUAUCUGUACUUCUGAGAUGGCUCAGGUGGUCGGUGAGGUUCCUGAGACGAUUCGAGAUACAAUAGCAAGAUGGCUUGAGAUUGAUCCGGCAUAUCGUUCCUAUAGUAGUUGA
Molecule: messenger RNA, 942 nt
Organism: Aureobasidium pullulans EXF-150
Lineage: Eukaryota; Fungi; Ascomycota; Dothideomycetes; Dothideales; Saccotheciaceae
Product: kinase-like protein
Exons: 2
Coding region: 1-942 (313 amino acids)
Biological process (GO): protein phosphorylation; intracellular signal transduction
Cellular component (GO): cytoplasm
Molecular function (GO): protein serine/threonine kinase activity; ATP binding
Source: RefSeq, a predicted model, not a curated record